This is a messenger RNA of Vigna unguiculata (cowpea), 2529 nucleotides long. RefSeq lists its product as uncharacterized. The record is from RefSeq and is a predicted model, not a curated record. Gene Ontology annotation, biological process: positive regulation of growth. Lineage: Eukaryota; Viridiplantae; Streptophyta; Magnoliopsida; Fabales; Fabaceae.
UCGGAAAAAAUAUAUUUAUUUUGGGGGGCAUUAGUUUCACUCGCUUUCUCUCUGUAUCUCAGUUUCUGCUUUGUUUCCAUUCCAUGUGCAAUCUUAUUUCAUAACACUGCAUCCUCUCUCUCUCUUUCUCUCACUUCCUCAAAGAUUCACGGGUUGCUCUUUUUUUCGUGAUCGGGAGAAAUAAGAGUACCAAAUAAGUUUGCUGGAGACCAUAGUGAAUUACUUUGAGCUCAAUCUCAUCAUCUCCUUUUUCUGGUGUGGGGACAGAAUAAUAAAACAUAGCAGAGUUAUGGAGGUGGAUUUAUCUUGAAGAGCCCAGUUUUAUCUUCCAAUAAAAGCAAUGGUUGCAGAAUCAUGGUUUCGUAAUCUGUGGAAAGCUCCUCGGAAGCAUGAUGCUAAUUCCGAGAAGGUGGUCAUUGAAGUAUUAGCAUUUGAAAUAGCAAGUUUGAUGUCAAAGGUAGUUAAUUUAUGGCAGUCUCUGAGUGAUAAACAGAUUGUUAAAUUAAGGGAGGAAAUCACAAACUCGGUGGGCAUAAGAAAGCUUGUCUCAGAUGAUGAUCAUUUCAUUGAACGUUUAAUCUGUUUGGAGACACUUGAGAAUUUGGCACAUGUUGCGGAGUUUGUGGCCAGGCUUGCUAAGAAAUGCAGCGAACCAAUUUUGAAAGGUUUUGGAAAUGCCUUUUACGAAUUUAUCAGUACAGGCAUUGAUCCAUAUGGGUGGGAAUUCACCGGCAAGAAGAUGGAAAAAAAGAUUAAAAGGAUGGAAAAGUUUAUAUCAACUAAUGCAAGUUUGUAUCAAGAGAUGGAAGUGCUUGCUGAUCUUGAGCAAACUUUUACAAGAGUGAAGGCUCAUGGUGAAUCAGAUGGUGUAACUUUAAUGGAAUACCAGAAGAAGGUUGCAAUGAAGAGGCAGGAGGUAAAGCACUUGCAGGAUAUUUCUUUGUGGAACAGGACAUAUGAUUACACAAUACUUCUUUUAGCAAGGUCGUUAUUCACAAUAUUCUGUAAGAUCAACCGUGUAUUUGGAAUUCAAGAGAUGGUUGGUGUUGGUGGAACCAAUAAUUCAAGUGUCCUGAACACAGAUUUCAUUUAUAGAAGUCAAUCAGUUUCCACAUUAUUGCAAUCUUCUUACAACCCAUCACAGAAUAGUAUUGCCAGAUUUUCUUCAGGACCCCUUAAUGCUAUUACCGCCAGAUCAGGUCCAAUUGGUAGAACAACAAAUAAAGCAAAUGUUUCUAAUUCUGGUCCUCUUGGUGACUCUUCCACUAAGUCAGGCCCGAUUUCAGGAAAGUAUACAAGUGUCAAUUUUUACUCAGGUCCUCUUGGAAGGAAAUCGAAUCAAUCAAUACCUGUUACUGGAAGAAGUAAAAAGAACAAGAUUUGGAGGUUUUAUGGGAAGGAAGCUCCCACAAGACCCAAUAGACUGACUCAAGUAGGACCUUUCAAAGGGUGUAUGGCUUGGGACAAUGCCCUAUUCACUGACUGCCAGUCAAGUACAAAUGGUGUUCAUCAUGGAAUUCAGAAUCCCAAAGAUGUUAAUUCAAUUCCUCUUGGCACUGGAAAAGUUGUUCAUCAUACUCAAUCGGUGUUCAAACCUCUCCGCAAGCUAUUGAAUCCUCCACCAGACACACUGGGUGCUGCUGCUCUGGCACUGCACUAUGCAAAUGUUAUCAUUGUGAUUGAGAAACUGGCAGCUUCUUCACACUUGAUUGGUCUGGAUGCAAGAGAUGACCUGUACAAUAUGUUACCGGUACGUGUCAGAGCUGCCCUUAAGACCAAGUUAAAGCCAUUUACCAAGACCAUAGCUUCAUCAUCAUCGAUCUAUGACCCAAGUCUAGCAGAAGAAUGGAAUGAUGCAAUGUCAAGCAUACUGGAAUGGCUGGCACCACUUGCUCAUAACAUGAUAAGAUGGCAGUCUGAGAGAAGUUAUGAGCAGCAGAGCUUUGUUUCCCGGACAAAUGUGCUGCUGGUACAGACCCUUUACUUUGCAAAUCAAGAUAAGACAGAAGAAGUAAUCACUGAGCUUCUUGUUGGUCUCAAUUAUGUCUGGAAAUAUGGUAGAGAGCUUAAUGCAAAAGCUCUGGCAGAGUGUGGCAGUUUUAGGGUAGAUAGUGAAUAUCCUACUCUGAAUGGAUGAAUGAUCUGUAUCAAGGUUGUGGCCAUUUCUCCUACAGGAGUCCAGUUCCUUGCCAGGGAUGAGGACUAGCAGGAAUAGCAAUCAUCACUCUUGUUAAAUCAACAAAUGUGAAUCUAAUGCUAGAUGAAGUAUGAGAGAAAUACCUAUGUAUUCAUUAUUGUGAAAAUUUAGUAUCAAAAUGCGUACCUGGUGAGGAAUUUUUUCAAUCAUUCAUCGUUAAUUUUCUUGGAUGAGUUACGAGCUGCUAGAACUUGGUUGGCUUGUCUCAUCUUUGCAAUGUUGGCCUUCUUUCUUCCUUGAUGAGUUCCUACUUCUUACGUGAUGUUUAGGGUGUUGAUAUUUAUGAACAUUAUUACAUAUUAAAUUGUAUAGUGAAUGGGGUUAUUCUGCAA